AUUUUUCUUCCACAUAAAUACGUCUUGGCAAGGCACAUCCUGGUACGGGCAUAAUAGGUGCCUCAACUUUGUCAUGCACACACAAACAUACAUUCGAACCUUAUGCCCAUCGUUAGUUUGCUAACAAAUAGUGGCAGCAGCAGAGGUACUAGUGGCUGGUUAGUGUACCUUAUUUUUGUUGUAUUGCCAAUUUCUUGUUUGGUAGGAGAUUUUGCAUUGAAGUUCAGUUUCGAACAAUAACUUGAACGCAACACUCACUCACUCUAUACUUCCGGUUGAAUUAUCCUUGACAAAAAAAAAGAAAGGAAGGGAACACAUAAAAUCAAAUUUAUUUUCAAAGAUAUUAAAGAACGCGUCGUCCAAAGUCGAUGUGAUCUACGGGUGUGAGAAGAAAAAAACUCGAAGAAGAAAUAAAAAACUCAAAAGAAAUACGACAAAAGCCACUUCCGCUGGUGGCUCACGUAAUGUAGAGAACGUAUUUUUGUGUCGCGUAUUUUUUCGGAAACGCAUUGUUGGAGUCUAGGCCAUAAUAAUGACGACCAGUGAUGAAGCCUUUUGCCACGACCACAUCGAACAUCCGUUGAUGUGGUGCGAUGAGAAGCGGCGUCUCGUCGAACGCAAGAAUGCCGAGGAAAGUAUGCGUAUGUGGCGCAGAAGAAAAACCGAAGAAAUGGCACGCAAAGAAAAGGAUAAACAGGAAUAUUACGAAUUAAUGGUAAAACACUGCCCAUGGGGAAAACCAGGUGGGGGUGCCCCCAAUAUCGAUGUUCGACGUAAGGAUAUUACAGCAGCUGGAUUGCAUUCAACACAACCCAUUAGUACAACACACCGCCUGGCUUCACUGCCACCCUGCCGUUUCAGUGACUACUUUCUAAAACACAAACGAUGUUUCGACCCAAUGGCUGCCUAUCAUCCGCAUCACUAUCAUCAUCAUUCGGUGCCGCGUUUAACCACACACACCCACACCGUGCAACAUGUACCCGAUCGGCCGGUAAUAGGUGGAGCCACCAGUAUGGUGACCCUAUGCGAUCGUGAUAUACCCACAACAGCUACCAGUGGUGGAGGUGCUGGUGGUGGUGCACCUGCUGUCGGCGGUAAGAAUGCCGAAAGCUUACAUAUCACCUUAAAAGAUCAUCCCUCAAUGUCGUUUCGUAAUAAAGGUCACGUGGACAUUGAGGUCCGUUAUAAACCUACGGCGGCCGGUAAGGGUAAACCAAUGUUGGAGAAAAUUGUCGUCACCGAAAGUGAUAAAUGUCCCAUUGUAGAUGUGGGUAAGACGCAACAUUGUCCGGCUGCGGUGGGACCACAUGGUUUGAAGCAAAAGAAAACACUGGAGAAAAUUGAAAAACCGGCCAGCAAAGAUCCCUGGGGUAAACCGGGACCGGGUGGGAAACCAUGGCGCAGUCCCAAGUCGGUGGGAACAACGUUUAUGAAAUCGUUGGGUUGGACCAACAAAGAAAUGUUGAAAGACUUGGAUCAGGAUAAUCCGGUUACCCCAGCUGAAAAGCCAACAUUUCGUAAAUCCCGAGCGACUCGAAAAGCCACCCGUUGUUGUGACAUGUGCACCUGUAAAUGUCCUGCCAUGACCAGUAGUCCCAUUAAACCGCUACAAAAACCCCCUGCACCAGCAAAAACAACAGCCAGCGAUGCGAAACCCAAAAUCUGCCCACGACUAAUGCGCCACAACAAACCGGCCGCCACGGCUGACACAACGACGGAUAAUAGCGCUCAUCCCACAAAUCGUCAAUGCGGCGAUACCACGACGAUUACCACCAAUGGUAAUGGUGUCGAGUUGGUGCCAUUGUUGGCGCGUCGUCGAGCCCAUUAUCGCCCCAUUAGCCUGUCGACGACGGACAUCACGAAACGCACCGCUUCAAAUGAUAGGUACGCAUCUAAAAUGCCACAAAAGUGUCACCACAGCAACAUCUGUCUGAACAAAAAUAUUAGCAGCAACAACAACAAUAAUAAUAACAACAACAACAGCAACAAUCAUAAACUCAAUAACAUUGCCACCACCACAUGUUGCUUGAAAAAGUUCACACUGCAUAUCCGUUAGUUGUUGUUUUCUUCUUCUUCUUUUUUAUCGUUUGAGUAGUCAAUAGUCAGAAAAAUAUUCAAAAAUUAUGGUCAUUCUUCCAAAAGAAA
This is a messenger RNA of Musca domestica (house fly), 2145 nucleotides long. RefSeq lists its product as uncharacterized. The record is from RefSeq and is a predicted model, not a curated record. The transcript is spliced from 5 exons. Bases 533 to 2056 code for a protein of 507 amino acids. Lineage: Eukaryota; Metazoa; Arthropoda; Insecta; Diptera; Muscidae.